AUGUUACAGGCACAACAGCUAGCAAUUGCUCAGCUACAAAGCCACCAGAAAACACCCAGCACGGUAACACCGGAAACGGCUCCCCAAGCUAAGCAGGCACCAAGAAGAUCAAGCAACAAUGGGUUGGCAGGUAGCUCGACCAAUAUUAUCAAGUCGAGGGUAGUGGAGAAACUCGGACUGCUUGACCAAAUCGUGCCCGCCUCUCGAGUUCUCAACAUGUUCAACAUGGCGAGUAAAACAACAAAAGAGGAAAUCACCAUCCCGAUCAAUGUGGCUGGCACUAUCCAAUAUGCCAAAUUCCAUGUCAUCGAAGGAGACAUGAGGUGCAAUGCCUUGAUCGGAAGGCCAUGGAUACACUGCAUGAGAGCAGUACCAUCACCCCUUCACCAAAUGAUAAAGUUUCCGACGAAGGAUGGAAUAAAAACCGUGUACGGGGAACAACAUGCAAUGAGGGGGAUAUUCGUGGUACACGAUGUAGCACCGACACCAACACCUUCGACGUCGAAGAAACCAUAG
Messenger RNA from Nicotiana tabacum (common tobacco), 516 nucleotides. Lineage: Eukaryota; Viridiplantae; Streptophyta; Magnoliopsida; Solanales; Solanaceae. The record is from RefSeq and is a predicted model, not a curated record.